This is a messenger RNA of Medicago truncatula (barrel medic), 2580 nucleotides long. Its product is annotated as subtilisin-like protease SBT4.3. Lineage: Eukaryota; Viridiplantae; Streptophyta; Magnoliopsida; Fabales; Fabaceae. The transcript is spliced from 9 exons. Gene Ontology annotation, biological process: proteolysis. The record is from RefSeq and is a predicted model, not a curated record. Gene Ontology annotation, molecular function: serine-type endopeptidase activity. The coding region runs from base 1 to 2109 and encodes 702 amino acids.
AUGCGCUUGACAAUGGAUAGAUCAUCUAUUGGUCUUUUACUUCUCCUCGUCAGCAUUACUUCAUUUUCAGUGACAUGUUGUUAUUCGGCUUCUGAAGAUGAUCUAAUGCAGACUUAUAUUGUAUACACUGGAAAUAGCAUCAAAGAUGAAUCUUCUUCAUUGCUGCUACACUACGAAAAUUUGCUACAACAAGUUGUUGACAGCAAUCAAAUGCCAAAGCCAAUACUUCAACACUACAAGAGGAGUUUCAAUGGAUUUGUCGCAAAUCUAACAAAGAAAGAAGCUGAUAGAAUGGCUGGACUUGAUGGGGUGGUGUCUGUUUUCCCGAAUAAAAAGCGAAAACUCCUUACAACCAAAUCAUGGGAUUUUAUUGGCUUUCCGCAGAAUGUGCAAAGAGAAAACUAUGAAAGUGAUGUUAUCGUUGGUGUAAUUGAUUCUGGAAUUUGGCCAGAGUCCGAAAGUUUCAACGAUAAAGGUUUCAGUCCACCACCAUCCAAAUGGAAGGGCACGUGCCAGACUUCUGAUGUUCCCUGCAAUAAUAAAUUAAUCGGAGCUAAGUAUUAUAUAUCUUUUUAUGAUGAACCCUCGAGUGAAGAAUAUCUUGAUUCACCAAGGGAUUCAAAUGGCCAUGGAACUCACACAGCAUCAAUUGCAGAUGGGAACCUUGUUAGCAUGGUGAGCAUGCUAGGUCUUGCACAAGGAACAAUAAGAGGAGGAGUUCCAUCUGCACGCGUUGCUGUGUAUAAAGUGUGUUGGUCUAAACACUGCUACGAUGCAAAUAUUCUCGCCGCAUUUGAUGAUGCAAUUGCAGAUGGGGUUGAUAUAUUAUCAGUCUCACUUUCAUCAAAUGAAAACGAAGAUUCUAUCUAUUUCAGAGAUGGAUUGUCCAUUGGAUCAUUCCAUGCUAUGAAACAUGGAGUGCUGACAAUAUUCGCAGCAGGGAACGCGGGCCCACAUCCUUCAUCCCUACGAAAUUUUUCACCCUGGGCCGUUGUUGUGGCUGCUAGUACGUUAGAUAGGAAGUUUGUUACCAAGAUCAAAUUAGGUGACAAUAGAACUUAUGAGGGUGUCUCUUUGAACACAUUUGACCUCGAGGGGAAACUAUAUCCAAUUAUCUAUGGUGGAGAUGCACCAAAUAAACUAGCAGGCUACAAUCGUCACCAAUCCAGGAAUCCAAUUGCAACUAUAUUCAAGAGCAAUGAGUUAUUAGAUACUUUGGCACCUGUUGUUGCUUCUUUCUCAUCAAGGGGUCCAAGCAAUGCCACACUUGAGAUUCUUAAGCCGGAUUUAAUUGCGCCUGGAGUAGACAUUAUAGCAAGUUGGCCCGCAAGAUCUCCUAUUUCUGAAAAUCUUGGUGAAAAUAGAAAGUUGGAGUUCAACAUUAUGUCUGGAACAUCAAUGUCCUGCCCACAUGUGUCAGGUGCAGCAGCAUACCUUAAAUCAUUUCAUCCUACAUGGUCACCUGCAGCUCUCCGUUCAGCUCUAAUGACAACAGCCAAACAAAUGUCUCCAAAAAAUAACCAUUGUGCUGAAUUCGCUUAUGGAGCCGGUCAAAUUGACCCUGUAAAGGCAGUGAAUCCUGGCUUAAUAUACGAGACAAAUGAAGGAGACUACAUACGUCUUUUAUGUGGUCAAGGUUUCAAUGAGACAGUUUUACAACUAAUCACAGAGGAAACAAUCAGUUGCUCUGAGAUCGGAUAUGCGACUGCAAGGGACUUAAAUUACCCUUCAUUUGCUCUCAAAGCCCCACACCCCAAACAUUAUUUAAGUGGAAGCUUCAAAAGGACCGUUACAAAUGUUGGAUUGGCAAUGUCAACAUACAGAUCAAUUGUGACAUCUCAUGAAGGUCUCAACAUUUCAGUGAAUCCUAGUGUUCUGACAUUCACUUCACUAGGAGAAAAACAAACAUUUGUUCUCGCUGUAAAUGGAAGAAUGAAAAAUUAUCUUGAGUCAGCUUAUUUGAUUUGGGAUGAUGGUAGGUUUCAAGUGAGGAGCCCCAUUGUUAUAUUUGAUGAGAGGGCAGAGAAAGGGAAGGGUGCCAAAUCAUAUUGUAUACAUUACAUCUAUAUUGUAAUUUUGAAUUUACUAUUUUAUAUUAUUAUUGUAUAAAUUUUAUACUUUUUCAAAAGGAAAAUUACAUUGCAUACUUGUUAAAAUUACAUGAAAUAUAUGUUGUUUUGUUCAUUAACACAACAUCUUUGAGGUUUAGUAACAUUUGAAAAUUGUAACCAAAGCAAGAAAUAUGUUACUAUUUCAAUUUAGCAACAUUUCAACAAAUGUUAGGUAAAGUCUAUGUUACUAAAAGACUUCAACAACAUUUUUGCAUAUUAUCAAUAACAUUUGUUAACUGUUACAUGUCUAUAUUUAUUUAUAACACUUGCGAUUAUCAUUAGUAGCAUGAAAUAAAUGUUACCACUUUAUGUUUCUUGUAGCAUGCAAAGUAUGUUACUAUUUUGUAUACAAAAGUUGAUUAGCUAUUGAGUUUUUGUAGUUAAUCCACCGCAUUUGCCUAAUAAAACUUGAAAAUAUCAACCAAAGUUUAAGCCUUCACAUAACAUUGUUCAUUUAUCACAUAUUCUG